Messenger RNA from Callithrix jacchus (white-tufted-ear marmoset), 1740 nucleotides. RefSeq names its product ubiquinol-cytochrome c reductase core protein 1 (gene UQCRC1). NCBI's taxonomy places the organism in Eukaryota, Metazoa, Chordata, Mammalia, Primates, Cebidae. Gene Ontology annotation, cellular component: mitochondrion. The record is from RefSeq and is a predicted model, not a curated record. Gene Ontology annotation, molecular function: metal ion binding.
CCGGUAGACAGAGCCCGCUCCCGCCAGGAGGCGGCCGAGCGCCAACUCUACGGUACUGCGCCUGCGCCUAGAACGCCAACGCGCCCUCUCUACGCUUGCGCGGCAGUUUUGGGCCGACUGGAGCUGGAAAAUGGCGGCGUCCGUAGUCUGCCGGGCCGCUAGCACCGGGGCACAAGUGCUCCUGCGCACUAGCCGCUCGCCGGCCCUGCUGCGGACGCCAGCCUUGCGGAGUACGGCAACCUUCGCUCAGGCGCUCCAGUUUGUGCCGGAGACUCAGGUUAGCAAACUGGACAACGGCCUGCGUGUGGCCUCGGAGCAGUCCUCCCAGCCCACUUGCACGGUGGGAGUGUGGAUUGAUGUUGGCAGCCGUUUUGAGACUGAGAAGAACAAUGGGGCAGGCUACUUUGUGGAGCAUCUGGCUUUCAAGGGAACAAAGAAUCGGCCUGGCAGUACCCUGGAGAAGGAGGUGGAGAGCAUAGGGGCCCAUCUUAAUGCCUACAGCACCCGAGAGCACACAGCUUACUACAUCAAGGCGCUGUCCAAGGAUCUGCCAAAAGUUGUGGAGAUCCUGGGUGACAUUGUGCAGAACUGUAGCCUGGAAGACUCACAGAUCGAGAAGGAACGUGAUGUGAUCCUGCGGGAGAUGCAGGAGAAUGAUGCCUCUAUGCGAGACGUGGUCUUUGACUACCUGCAUGCCACAGCAUUCCAGGGCACGUCUCUAGCCCAGGCUGUGGAGGGGACCAGUGAGAAUGUCAGGAAGCUGUCUCGUGCAGACUUGACUGAGUACCUCAGCAGGCAUUACAAGGCCCCUCGAAUGGUGCUGGCAGCUGCGGGAGGAGUGGAGCACCAGCAGCUGUUAGACCUUGCUCAGAAGCACCUUGGUGACAUCUCUUGGCAGUACCCAGAGGAUGCUGUGCCUGCUUUUACUCCAUGCCGCUUCACUGGCAGUGAGAUCCGCCACCGUGAUGAUGCUCUACCUUUAGCCCACGUGGCCAUUGCAGUAGAGGGUCCUGGCUGGGCCAACCCGGACAAUGUGGCCUUGCAAGUGGCCAAUGCCAUCAUCGGCCACUAUGACUGCACUUAUGGUGGUGGCGCGGUGAGUGCCAGAGCAAGCAUGGGACCUCGCCUUCAGGGAAGAAAGCACCUGUCCAGCCCACUGGCUUCAAUCGUUGCGGCCAAGAAGCUGUGCCAGAGUUUCCAGACCUUCAACAUCUGCUAUGCAGAAACGGGCUUGCUGGGUGCACACUUUGUCUGUGACCGAAUGAAAAUCGAUGACAUGAUCUAUGUGCUGCAAGGCCAGUGGAUGCGCCUGUGUACCAGUACCACGGAGAGUGCGGUGGCUCGGGGCAAAAACAUCCUCAGAAAUGCCCUGGUAUCUCAGCUAGACGGCACUACUCCCGUGUGUGAGGACAUUGGACGCAGCCUCCUGACCUAUGGCCGCCGCAUUCCCCUGGCUGAAUGGGAAAGCCGGAUUUCGGAGGUAGAUGCCAGUGUGGUGCGUGAGAUCUGUUCCAAGUACUUCUAUGACCAGUGCCCAGCAGUGGCUGGAUAUGGCCCCAUCGAGCAGCUCACAGACUACAACCGGAUCCGUAGUGGCAUGUUCUGGCUGCGCUUCUAGGCAGGAAGCCUGUGUAAGCAAGAGGGUGGGGUUGGGGCUCGUGGUCCCCCCACCACAAAUAGCACUCUGGCUCCUCCAACCUGUGCCACAGAUGACCACCAAUAAAGUCCUCUGCUGAGAAA